Molecule: messenger RNA, 463 nt
Organism: Sphaeramia orbicularis (orbiculate cardinalfish)
Lineage: Eukaryota; Metazoa; Chordata; Actinopteri; Kurtiformes; Apogonidae
Product: tRNA (cytosine(38)-C(5))-methyltransferase-like
Exons: 5
Coding region: 38-430 (130 amino acids)
Cellular component (GO): nucleus
Molecular function (GO): methyltransferase activity
Source: RefSeq, a predicted model, not a curated record
AGAAGAAUCCGCAGAAGAAGAAAUCAGCUGUUAUGGGAUGGAGAAUCUACGGGUUCUGGAGCUGUACAGUGGGAUAGGAGGGAUGCAUUUUGCUUUAAAAGAGAGCGGCAUACCUGCCCACGUGGUGGCUGCCGUUGACAUAAACACCACAGCCAAUCAGGUCUACAAGCACAACUUCCCAGACACGCCCCUCUGGAACAAAACUAUCGAGGGCAUUCCACUGGAUGACUUCAAUAAACUGUCAUUUGACAUGAUUUUGAUGAGUCCUCCGUGUCAGCCUUUCACCAGGAUUGGACUUAAGGGUGACGUCGUUGACCUGAGAACGAAGAGCUUCCUCUAUAUCCUCGAUCUUCUUCCAAGGUUCUCCAGGCUGCCCCGAUACAUCCUGCUGGAGAACGUCAAAGGCUUUGAGGUCUCCUGUGCCAGGUAACACUAGAGAGAAAGACGGCUUCAUCCAAACACC